AUGACCAUCCCGCAUCUUCUCGAAGGCCUUGCAGCAGGACUAAAUAUAGGCGCCGACUUCACUACUGUGGCAGGAGCCGCAGGACUACUUGGGUCUCCCGAUCCAGCUUCAGGCUCGUUUGACUUGGACGCCCUCGAUCGCCAUAAUUUUCCCAUCGAGCAUGAUGCAAGCCUUUCUCGCCAGGACGCAUACUUUGGCGACGACUAUAGCUUCUACCGCCCGAACUGGCAGCAAGUGCUAAGUUACUACGAUGGCGACUCGUUCACCAACAUUCCGCAUGCUGCAGCUGCGAGAUAUAGCCGUGUCCUGUCAAGUCGAGCCACGAAUCAGAAAUGCUGUAUGGCGCUCGGCAAUUCGUCCUCUCGUAUGGCGAGACAGCGUUGCGCCGCACCCAUCAGCUACGUCCGCAGUCUCUUCGAGCAGGAGAAGCUUCCUUUCGACCUAGGAUGGAGACCAAGUCCUUUACCCAUCACGUUCGCCAGUCUGAGCGUUAUGGCUGCGGAAUUGCAAGCUGGGUCAAACGAGACUCCACCUGGCGAUGCACAGAUCGGCGCGCAAGUCAGAAGUUCUUCGAGAUGGGUCGCCGAUCCCGAGAGGCUGACUUGUUCUGUGCGGGUAGCGACUCGCUGCUGGAUGUCUUCGUCUCUAUUGCAGGUGGCUCGAGUGCUCUCGCUGCUCUCACGGCUGGUAUCAGCUAUACUCUCGGUCUUUGAGGACGUCCACAAGCCAACAACAUAA
Molecule: messenger RNA, 738 nt
Organism: Recurvomyces mirabilis
Lineage: Eukaryota; Fungi; Ascomycota; Dothideomycetes; Mycosphaerellales; Teratosphaeriaceae
Exons: 2
Coding region: 1-738 (245 amino acids)
Molecular function (GO): peroxidase activity
Source: RefSeq, a predicted model, not a curated record